UUCGGAGGGGAAGAAAUGGGGUUCAAGAUAAAAUUCAAGAACCUACUGCGCGCCGCGGGAAGCAGCCGAUACGGCAGCGGCGGCGGCGGCGCCACCGCCGAGGCUGCACCGACGACGCCACCACGGGUUCCGCUCGCACCACCGCCCGCGUCGCCCACCUCGCCGUCCCCGCUUCAGGCGCCACGACCCCCUCCGCGUCCCGCCGGCAAGGACACGGAUGAAGGACCGGAUGAUGAGGAUUGGCAGGAGGUGGCAGAUGAUGAGGAUGAAGGACCGGAUGAUGAGAAUUCGCAGGAGGUGGCAGACGAUGAGCGCAAAAACUGGAAGCAACUUCUGGAUGGCAAGCGAACAUACCUCCGACCACCAAGGGGGCACCAUGUUCUCAGUGAUGUUUUCAAGUGUCCGGAUACUCGUAAAGCUGCAUUAGGACGCCAGAAACGACUCUCGCGUUUGGUUGAGAAACAUUCAAAGAAUUUCUUCAAGGAAAAGAUCAAGAUUCUCUGUCAGCAUUAUGCGCACUUCAGAAGAACUCGUGGAGAUGGCAGCUGUUUCUACAGGGCAUUCUUAUUCUCCUACUUGGAAAACCUUGGAUUAAUGCAAGAUAGUCAAGCUGAAGUUACUCGUCUAAUGGAACAUGUGGCUAUGUCCAGAGAGAAUUUCUGUCGUCUGAAAUGGGAUAAAGCAUACUUCUUAAAUCCUGAAGAAUACUUUUCAAGUGUUGUUUCUGAGUUCAGUCAUUUGGUCAACUCAGUUGCGAAUGGUCUGAGUUCUAGUGAGCUGUACAAUAGAAGUAUACAAGAGAUCGUGCCACUCAGGAUUAUUUCUUUGCUAAGAUUGCUGGCAGAGACUGAGAUCCGAUCACGAGAAGACGAUUACAAAUCACUUCUCCCAAAAGAAAUGGAUGCCCUUACGUAUUGCUGCAAGGAGCUGCGUCCUCUGGAUGUUGAAGCCGAGGUGCUACCAAUGAGGGCUCUAACAUAUGCGCUUGGCAUUCCGUUGCGUGUCGAAACUGUGGGCGAAGGUUCGAAUUGUGGAAUUCAAGUGGAGCGCCUUGAUUUAUUCCCCCGAUCGGAAUCGGGGAAGGGUCCUCUUCAUUUGGUACAAAGCUACUGGUCAUCCAUCACAACCCCUGGACCACAGGAUAUCGGAAGGGGCAACUUGUUAUCAUCUGACGGCACACCUUUGCUGACAUUGUUGUGUAGGCCUAGGCACUGUGACAUUCUUUAUCGCAGUGAACAAAACUAAGUGUAGAAAUAUCACUUCCUGUAGCCUACCUGGCAAGAAAAAUACUAGAUGAUGGUGUAGAAAUCUAGUGAUACUAUGGGCUUUCUUUUAUUGGCAUCUGCUCUCACAGUACUUGUGAUUAAUCUUUGAGCAAAAGCCAAAAGCUGCUUCAUUGGCUUGUACAUGGUGUGUUUUUCUUGAUGUUGUCCACAACUGCUUCUGUAUUUGGUGGUAUGCUAGUCGUUUUUUAUUUCUCCAA
Aegilops tauschii subsp. strangulata is the source of this 1483-nucleotide messenger RNA. RefSeq lists its product as uncharacterized. Gene Ontology annotation, biological process: protein K48-linked deubiquitination. Gene Ontology annotation, molecular function: ubiquitin binding; cysteine-type deubiquitinase activity. NCBI's taxonomy places the organism in Eukaryota, Viridiplantae, Streptophyta, Magnoliopsida, Poales, Poaceae. Gene Ontology annotation, cellular component: nucleus. The record is from RefSeq and is a predicted model, not a curated record.